AUGGAAUUAACCCAUGUUAAUAAUGAUGAAUCGUCAUCUUAUGUUGCUCCCAAUGAAUCUUCUAACUCACAAACGAAUAAUCUCAAUAGAAUUGUUUUAGUUAAAACUUCUGUCAAUGAUAUCAGAUCUGAAAUUCAUGAAAUUUCAACUGCUUUGCAUUCUAUGAUUCAAGCUUCUACCUCAUCCAAUUAA
Molecule: messenger RNA, 192 nt
Organism: Funneliformis geosporum
Lineage: Eukaryota; Fungi; Glomeromycota; Glomeromycetes; Glomerales; Glomeraceae
Source: the annotation of a GenBank genome assembly